GGGCUGGACUCCGGGCAGCGGCACGUCGGGCUGGACUCCGGGCAGCGGCAGCGGCACGUCGGGCUGGACUCCGGGCAGCGGCACGUCGGGGGCUGGACUCCGGGCAGCGGCACGUCGGGCUGGACUCCGGGCAGCGGCACGUCGGGCUGGACUCCGGGCAGCGGCACGUCGGGCUGGACUCCGGGCAGCGGCACGUCGGGCUGGACUCCGGGUAGAGGCACAGGGCCCCCAGGAGGAGCGGCGGGCACAGGGCCCCCAGGAGGAGGCCCCCAGGCGGCGGGCACAGGGCCCCCAGGCGGGGGUGGCGGGCACCGGGCCCCCAGGCGGGGGGGCGCACCGGGGGCACCGGGCACCCCCCAGGCGGAGCGGCGGGCACCGGGCCCCCAGGCGGAGCGACAGGUCUCGGGCCCCCAGGCGGAGCGGCGGGCGCCGGGCCCCCAGGCGGAGCGGCAGGCACCGGGUCAUCAGGCACGACAGCGGGCACCGGGUCAUCAGGCAUCAGGUCAUUUGGCUCGCCAGCGGGCACCGCGUCAUCUGGCAAGGCAGUGGGCACCGAGUCACCAGGCA
Messenger RNA from Staurois parvus, 567 nucleotides. The record is from the annotation of a GenBank genome assembly. Lineage: Eukaryota; Metazoa; Chordata; Amphibia; Anura; Ranidae.